AUAGAACUAUGAGAAUACUAUUGAGCGACCUACGGAGUAAUAAGCAAGCGAAGAAGAGAACACAAUAAUCAAGCAAGAGACUCCGAAGUGGUUUCAACGUGUUCCCCACCGAUUGUCUGCAUGAUACCUGACGCGUGUUGCUAAGCGAUUUGUGGAUUGGGUGAAAAUUUUGACAUUUUCGAUUUCGCGUAAGUAGUCGCCGAGUGUUGAAUCUGCCGUCUCUAUCCGUCUCAAUUGUCUGCAGCUCUUUAAAGUCUCCUUACUGGAAUUUGCUGUUUGAGAUAAGGAGGAAUGGCUGCGCUGGGCAAUCAAGCGUUGAAUUUGUGUAAGGCUUCGGCACUAGACCCAGCCGAAGCAGUACACGCCAAAUCGAAGCCGUCCGCAGCAGUGGCGUUACCCAGAAAGGGUAAGUUUUUGGAAAAUUACAGCGGUUUAUCGAAAUCCAUCUUCGUGGCGCCAAUUAAGGCUAUGGAAGCUUCCGAAGCAGCCGCGAUGCACGCCAACGGUCUGCCAAAGCAUGCGCGGCCUCAAUCCCCCGGCGAUCUUCGGAAAACCGAUGGCGACGGGGAAAGCGUGAUCGAGGUGUCUACAGUUGGAAAUUCACCAAAUAUUGCUUGGCACAAGUGUUCCGUAGAGAAGGGCGACAGGGAAAAGCUGCUUAAUCAGAAAGGCUGUGUUGUUUGGAUAACUGGAUUGAGUGGAUCAGGGAAGAGCACUUUGGCAUGUGCUUUAACUUCCGCCUUACAUGCCAAAGGAAAGCUCACUUAUAUCCUUGAUGGGGAUAACUGCAGGCAUGGCCUGAACUGUGAUCUUACUUUCAAAGCUGAAGAUAGAGCGGAGAACAUUAGAAGAAUAGGAGAAGUAGGAAAGCUAUUUGCUGAUGCUGGCAUCAUCUGCAUUGCAAGUUUAAUAUCACCCUUCAGGAAGGAACGCGAAGCCUGCCGAAAUUUACUGCCUGAAGGGGAUUUUAUCGAGGUAUAUAUGGAUGUGCCUUUACAAGUUUGUGAGGCAAGGGACCCUAAGGGAUUAUACAAGCUUGCCCGGGAUGGAAAAAUCAAAGGCUUCACUGGAGUUGAUGAUCCUUACGAACCUCCGCUUAGUUGUGAGGUAGUCUUGCAACAAAGAGACGGAAAUUUCGAAUCUCCGAGUGUUAUGGCAGAAAAAGUCAUGUCUUACUUGGAACAGAAAGGUUACCUGGAGAGGUAAUUUGUGAAUCUGAUGGAGUUUGUAGUUGAUUCAUCGAUCAACUUACUCCCAACAAUCUGUAAGGUUAAUUGGGGCAAGUUGUACAUGCAUAUAUAUAUAUAUAUAUUUAUGAACCACAGUAUUGAUUAGUUACUAUAGUUUGGUUGUGUUAGAGUUAAACAGAGGCAUUGGAGUGUGAGUGUGUAUUUAAGGUUUUUUUUACCAUACAGUUGAAAAUAAUCUGCAGUGCUGUAGACAUGGCUGGUCUGUGUAUUGUUUGGCCUUUGGAUGAUUGGUAAAUAAAGCAUGCAGCUUUGUUUC
Molecule: messenger RNA, 1506 nt
Organism: Andrographis paniculata
Lineage: Eukaryota; Viridiplantae; Streptophyta; Magnoliopsida; Lamiales; Acanthaceae
Product: adenylyl-sulfate kinase 3-like
Exons: 8
Coding region: 292-1206 (304 amino acids)
Biological process (GO): sulfate assimilation
Molecular function (GO): ATP binding; adenylylsulfate kinase activity
Source: RefSeq, a predicted model, not a curated record